Molecule: messenger RNA, 985 nt
Organism: Solanum dulcamara
Lineage: Eukaryota; Viridiplantae; Streptophyta; Magnoliopsida; Solanales; Solanaceae
Product: rhodanese-like domain-containing protein 9, chloroplastic
Exons: 7
Coding region: 153-812 (219 amino acids)
Cellular component (GO): chloroplast
Source: RefSeq, a predicted model, not a curated record
CUAUCUCUAUCUCUAACCAAAAAACAUAAAAAAAAAAACACAGCCACACAGCUUGCAUAAAACUCCUCUUCAUCUUCUUCAAAUCGGUGAGUCCAGCACAUUCAGUUCUAAUCUCUUCUCCUAAACACAACGCCAAUCUCCGUAUAUCUGCAAUGAUUUCGUUCGCUCUUCCAAGUCAAAGCAUGUUGGGAUCAUCUUUGUUGUUUGUGAAAGGGAAACGAAGAGCUCUUCAAAUAAAAGCACAAGUUGAAUUCGUGAAUGCUGAGGAGGCCAAGAAACUUGUAGGUGUUGAGGGAUAUACAGUACUAGACGUGCGUGACAAAACUCAAUUCGAGAGAGCUCAUAUCAAAAACUGCUAUCAUGUACCACUUUUUAUUGAGAACACAGAUAAUGACUUAGGGACCAUUGUAAAAAGGCAAAUGCACAACAAUUUUGCUGGUUUAUUUUUUGGAUUGCCAUUUACUAAGCCUAAUUCUGAGUUUGUGCAAUCUGUUAAAUCCCAAUUUUCUCCUGAAAGCAAGCUCUUACUUGUCUGUCAAGAGGGUCUAAGGUCCGCAGCUGCUGCCCAGAAAUUAGAGGGAGCAGGUUAUGACAACAUAGCAUGCAUAACAUCAGGUCUUCAGACCGUAAAACCUGGAACAUUUGAUUCUGUCGGUUCAAAAGAACUGCAAGAUGCUGGCAAAGCUGGUCUGGUUACCAUACAGGGCAAGAUUUCAGUAGUUCUUGGAACUGUGCUUAUCUGUGCACUUCUAUUUGUAACUUUCUUCCCUGAUCAGGCAGAACAACUUCUUCAAAUGGCUCCUUCAAGCUAACACUUAAAACUUUUGCUUGGUGUCUCCAGUAUGUUGAGGAAAUUUGUGUAGAGAGAGAACUGUUUGAUAUUAGCAUCAUCCAGCUUUUGUAUGUCUCACUUCACUAUUACCUGAUUGGUAAAACACAUAUUACUUCUUAAUUAAAUAUAAAGGCUAUUUCUUUGGUUUUUCCU